AUGAGCGAAGUUCAGGCUAUGGUAGAAUUCUCCGUGGAGCUCCACAAAUUCUUCAAUGUGGAUUUGUUCCAGAGAGGUUUUUACCAGAUUCGUGCAUCUAUGAAAAUCCCACCAAGAAUUCCCCACAAAUUGGAAGCUAGCUUGUUACACGCACCUGGUGCAGAUCUUGCCUUUCCCGCUUCAGUCCAUGACAAUGUAGUUUGCAGUAAAACAUUUCAGAUUCUUUACAAAAAUGAGGAAGUUUCUGUAAAUGAUGUGAUGAUUUUCAAAGUAAAAAUGCUGUUAGAUGAGAGGAAGAUUGAAGAAUCUCUUAAUGAAAUGAAUUUUCUGCUAACAUUAGAUCUACACUUCACAGAUACAGACUAUUCACCCGAUGACCUGAGCACACUACAGCCAAUCAGUAGCCGAACUUUAAAGCUGCACUUUAACUUGCAUCGGGGCCUUCAUCAUUAUGUCAACGUUAUGUUUGACUACUUCCACCUUUCGGUCAUAUCUGUCAUAGUCCAUGCUUCUUUGGUUGCUCUGCAUCAGCCAUUGAUAAGCUUUCCUCGCCCCGUGAAGAACACAUGGUUGAACAGGAACGCACCAGCACAGAACAGGGACUCUGUGAUUCCUUCCCUUGAAAGUGUGGUCUUUGGCAAUAACUACACAAAGCAGUUAUCAGCAGAUGGUUGCAGUUUUGUGGUUUCAGAGUCUUUCCUCAAUCAUGCCUAUAAUUUCCACUACACACUUUGUGCCAGUUUGCUGCUUGCAUUCAAAGGGUUGCAUAGCUAUUUUAUUAUGAUAACAAAGGAACUCCCCUCUUCUCACCGAAUUGAACUGGCCAAGGCCAGCAUGCAGGUCCUUUAUGAACGCCUCCUCAGAAGAAAAUAUCCACGAGCCCAGAGAGACGCCUACCUAGAAAACUUAGAUGUAGAAGUCCGUCUUACAGAAUUGUGUGAAGAAAUAAAGAAAAUGGAAAAUCCUGAUGAACUGGCAGAACUUAUAAAUAUGAAUCUUGCUCAGCUGUGCUCCCUUCUAAUGGCUCUCUGGGGGCAGUUUCUGGAGGUCAUUACCUUACAAGAGGAAGUGACAGCACUGCUAGCACAGGAGCAUCACACAUUAAGGGUGCGCAGGUUUGCGGAGGCUUUCUUCUGCCUGGAGCAUCCCAGGCAGGCUGCCCUUGCCUACCAAGAACUGCAUGCUCAAAGCCACCUGCAGAUGUGUGCAGCUAUCAAAAACACUUCCUUCUGCAGUUCCCUUCCCCCGCUGCCCAUUGAAUGUAGUGAACUAGAUGGAGAUAUGAACUCCUUGCCCAUCAUCUUUGAAGAUCGGUAUCUAGAUUCGAUCACUGAAGAUCUGGAUGUKCCCUGGUUGGUAGUUCAGAAUCUUCCAAGGUCAGAGUCCAAUAAACUGGAUAAAUUUGAUGCUGAAGAAGGUUUUGUAGCUGGYUUUACUAGCCCAGAAUUGAAAAUUUCAAGACCUGCAGGUACCUCCAACCUUUGGCAUUCAGAAAGUGAAAAGCUGCUAACAAAGCCAUUGAAAGGGAGAAACGAAGAUGCAAAUAAAUCCAAAGUGAAGGUUACGAAGCUUAUGAAAACAAUGAAACCUGAAAACACGAGAAAAAUAGUGAAGCAGAACUCCAAGGACUCUGUGGUGCUAGUGGGCUACAAGUGCCUGAAGAGCGGCGCCCUGGAGGACGCGUGCCGGGGCGCAGCCGCCCGGCCCGCCUGUCGCCAGGCCCCGGGGCCGGAGCCUCCGGCACAGGAGUGUCCUUGGGASGAGACCAAGAGCUGCGCCGGGCAGCCAGGGCCAACAGAGGCUGCCCCAGGAGCUGAGCCGGGGACUGCCGAGACCGAGGGCGCUCAGGCCACUCCAGGGAGCCCAGGGAAUUCUCAUUGCACAGAUACGACUGGUUUUGGUGGGCUUGGUAUCCCCCAGGCAGGUCCUGGAGUUACGGAAGCAGAGGGAGAGGCUCCGCAGCGCGGAGCUUCGCUUGACACUCGGCAUGGAGCUCAGGCGGCUUCCCCGGGGGUCAGGACGACUGAGGUCAAACCAAGCGACAGGGAUCCCUACGAGGGGGAGAAGGUGGCCGUUCACAUCGGGUCGUGGGCUGAGUUUCCCCACGAUGGAGUGCCCGGAGGGAAUCUGCAAACACCCAAUAUUCAGGCUUCGGAAUCUGGAAAUAAGCUGAACUCAGGAGAACAGGAACAAGUAYUGGAGAAGGAGGACAACCUCGAAAGAAAUGCGCAACAUACCUGCGUUGUCCCAGCAAGGAUAAGAAGUUGUCAGCCUGUUCCUCCUCCGAAAGAGACUCCAGCUUCUCUGAGUGGAGAGGUGGCUAAACUGCCAGAUGUGAGUGUGACAUGCGCCUCGUCUCGGUUUUCAGACUCAGGGGUGGAGAGUGAACCCAGCUCUUUUGCAACUCACCCCAACCCUGAUCAGGUGUUCGAAAACGUCCAAGGGCAAAGAGCGUGCAGUAGUGAGAGAUUGUUUCCUCAGCUCUUACUAAAACCAGACUGUGCUCUAAAGAAUGCAGUAGAAAGCCACUGCACUGAGAGCACCAGUGCCGUGAGUGAAAUACAAUCAUCCUUGACAUCCAUAAAUUCGCUGCCUUCGGACGAUGAUGAGCUGUCGCCUGAUGAGAAUUCAAAGAUAUCUGUUGUACCCGAAUGCCAGCUAAGUGACAGCAAAACAGUAUUGGACCUGGGAGCAAUUGACUUGGCAAAAUGUGAUGACAGUAAGAAAACAAACAGCAAUUUGCAGCAACAGUGUGUUGUAUUUUCAGGGCAUUCAAAUAAUGAAACUCUGCCUGUGCAUUCCUCACAUUCAGGCACAAAAGGUCUUUUGGACUUAGUUGUUUCAGAUGAAGAUAUAUCUGCUGAUAGGAAAAGUGAUGGCCCCCAGGACUCUAAGGACUCUGAGGACCUUGAAAAGCAUCAGAGCACGACAGCAGAAACAGCUCAAUUGCAUUUGGAAGCUGCUGACAUGGGUGAGCCCUCUGUUGUGUUGGGUUGUUCAUCCACAAGCACCGAGUGUGGGGUCGCAAAACACAGUGAAGAGAAACAUCAUGAAACCUCAGAGGUAAAAGAGACAACUGAGGAAUUGCUGCUAGCUACAAGUGAAGCUGGUGCAGACAAUCUUUCUCCAACCAGUAGCACUGAUAUAGUAAAACAAGGGCUGGUAGAAGACUAUUUUGGCUCGCAAAGCAGCACGGAUAUCUCAGACCUUUGGCCGGCRGACAGCAGCAACCCCAUCACCCCUCGACAGGAAACAUACGAAGCGCAGGCGAUUUGCUCCUCCCCAGCAGACGAGGAGGAUGAGGAGGACGAGGAGAUGAUCGAGAACGGCUACUACGAGGAGCCGGACUGCACCGUCUCGGACGCGGCCUCCAGCGCGGACGGGGACGGCGGCGGCGGCGGGGAGGAGGGCGCCGCAGGGCGCGCGGGGCCGCCCGGGCCCCCCGCGGGCGCCGCCGCCCGCCGGCCCUUCCCCUCUCCCCGCGGCUCCCUCUGCUCGGCCGGCGCCCGGUGCCUCGCGGCGCCGCAGCACCCGGGCGGCUCCGGCGGCGGCUCCGCGCCGGCCGCCCCCUGGUUCGACGGCUCCCCCAGGCCCCAGAUGCUGGCUUUCCUCCAGGCCAAAGAAGAAUUGAAGCAACUUAAACUUCCCGGAUUUAUGUAUAGUGAUGUUUUCAAACUGGCUUCUUCAAUACCUUAUUUUAGCAUGGAAGAGGAUGACUGUUCGGAAGAUGGGAUACACCUGAUAGUCUGUGUCCACGGCCUGGAUGGUAACAGCGCAGAUCUCAGAUUAGUGAAGACUUACAUUGAGCUAGGUCUACCUGGAGGGAGGAUAGACUUUCUUAUGUCCGAGAGGAAUCAGAAUGAUACCUUUGCUGAUUUUGAUUCCAUGACAGAUCGCCUUUUAGAUGAAAUUAUACAGUAUAUUCAAAUUUAUAAUCUAACCCUUUCAAAAAUCAGCUUUAUUGGACAUUCACUGGGUAAUUUAAUAAUCCGUUCAGUGCUCACAAGGCCUCGGUUUAAAUAUUACCUCAACAAACUGCACACCUUCCUGUCUCUGUCUGGGCCCCAUCUCGGUACUCUCUACAACAGCAGUGCCCUUGUGAAUACAGGUCUGUGGUUUAUGCAGAAGUGGAAGAAGUCUGGUUCCUUACUGCAGCUGACGUGUCGAGACCACUCGGAUCCACGACAGACUUUCUUAUAYAAACUCAGUAAAAAAGCAGGUCUUCAUUACUUCAAAAACAUAGUGUUAGUAGGAUCUCUGCAGGAUCGUUAUGUUCCUUAUCACUCUGCUCGCAUUGAGAUGUGUAAAACCGCUUUAAAGGAUAAGCAAUCAGGACCAAUUUAUGCCGAGAUGAUCCAGAACCUGCUUCUGCCAGUUCUCCAAAAUAAGGAAUGCAAUUUGGUUCGCUAUAAUGUAAUUAAUGCAUUGCCCAAUACAGCCGAUUCGCUCAUAGGAAGAGCUGCACACAUUGCUGUCCUUGAUUCAGAAAUAUUUUUAGAAAAGUUCUUUCUUGUUGCUGCCCUAAAAUAUUUCCAGUGAAGUGUUGUAAGAGACUCGGUUGUUACCUCAUUAACAGAUGAAUCAAAUAAUGUGUGGUAUUAAAGUAUAGCUGCAGCUGUAUUUUAAGAGAUAUUUAUACUUUUUAUAUGGGAGAUAAUUUAUAUCAUCCACACUUAGGGCUUUUUUAACAUCAACUUUUACUUUCUAGGCAAUGUGGCUGUGCAAUAUCUUUUUUUUAUUUUGUUCUUUUUACUUUUCUAUUACUUUUUCUUAAUUUGGGUACCUAAUUAUUUGGAGACUAAAGCAUAGUGUGUACUUUUGGUUGGGGUAUUAYUGGCUCUUAGACUUACAAAGUCAAUGUUCCAUGGCUACAUUUUGCUAGAGGCUUUAGAUGCCAAAAUAAAGGGGAAGUUAAAAUUGUAAUAAGGUAUUACACACUCAGCUCUGUUUUAGCACCGCAGAAGGUUUAACUGGAAACACAAUGAGCUGCUAAAAUACGAGAUGUUUGAGAAAAGCUCUGCUUGUGGGUCUCACAAAGGAGGCCRUUACUGAGUUGUCUGUUUAGAUAUCACUACAUCUUAACAGUUUCCUACAAAAUCAUCCUCCUCCUUAUUAAACAUGCUAUGCCUGUGGGAAUCUAUUUUCUACUGAUCUCGAGAACAUAUUAGUUUACAUACUCACUUUUAUUACUGGAACUUUAGUCUUGAGAAGCAAAUGGCAACUAAAGAUUUUUGAAUGUUGAUGCCUUCAAUUGGGGUUUUGCAAGACUUAGUAAAAUUGCUCCUUACUUUGUCAGUUCUUCAUGUGGACAUGGACAGUUUUACACGGACUUCCUUGUAUGUACGUAAAAUAAGUAAAUGUUAUAAAUUUCUGCAAUACUUUUAUGAAUUUAAGCAGUUUUUAAAUAUUGUUAAAAUGUUUUAUUGACUACAAAGUAUUGUAAAUAUAAAUCCAUACAUCUUCAAAUGGGACAAUAUAAUGAACUUGACCUGUUUAGUGAUACAGAUAACAUGUUUUGAUACACGGGAAUGUUCAAGGUCUGUUGACUUUUUACUGGUGCUGAAUAGCAUUAAGUUUGGCUUCUCCUUCCUUCCCUUUUAUAUAUUUCAAACAAUCACUCCCUAAAGGUAGGGGAAAGGGUGACAUGUGCAUUCACUAACUGUAAUGAACUUUGGGGGGAAAACGCAAAUUUGUUGUAUGAUGCAUGCUCAUUUUUAGCAUUGUAUUAUUGCAUCUGGUGUUAAUAAAAUGAACACAUGACUCUAACGGAAGCAAUUAAAGAAACUGCAAUCUGCUAAUUACCAAAACUCUGGGGAGGCUUUAUAUAUUUUGUAUUAUUUGAAAUGAAUAUAGCAAUAAGAGUUUAUAAUGAAGAAAUCUUGCAUUUGAUAUGGUUUGUUAAUAUGGUUUGUAAUAUAUUUCUUUUGCUGUAGCUUUCAUGUUUCAGAYGAGCACCUAUGGUUUGGCAGUGUACACUCUCAAAAGACUAUUGUAUUACUGAGUUGCGUUAGGCAAGUCCUUAUAAUGGCAGAAAAAAAUAUCUUAAAUACAUUCCCACUCUGAAAAGUCUAUUUUUAUUAAUAAUUUUUAUUUUAUGACCAUAUUACUAUGUUGUAAAUACUUAAAUUAUGUUCUGACAUCUCAGCUGUCCUUUGGUGAACAGUAUUCUAGUAGCUAGGUUUGUAAUAUCAGCGUAGGGAGCUAAAUCAACAAAAUACUGAUUUUGUUUGGGUCACAAUGAGCAAGCUAACCUGCUUAUAAUACAUCCAUUUUCA
Nothoprocta perdicaria is the source of this 6275-nucleotide messenger RNA. RefSeq names its product family with sequence similarity 135 member A (gene FAM135A). NCBI's taxonomy places the organism in Eukaryota, Metazoa, Chordata, Aves, Tinamiformes, Tinamidae. The coding region runs from base 1 to 4539 and encodes 1512 amino acids. The transcript is spliced from 20 exons. The record is from RefSeq and is a predicted model, not a curated record.